AUGCCAGCAUUUGCAGAGAACACUUCCGUAUUAAAAACGUUGCUUGAGCGAUUUCCAAAUCUUCAACGUCGAUUAUGUAUUUUAGCGUCGUAUCCCAGUAAUAAUCAUAUACAAAAUGAUGCUGAACCAUUAUUAUCAAAUAUACCAGGCGAAACAGAAUUAGCUCGUCGACAUCCUGGCACUUUUAAAUCGGCAUUCGAAAUUGUGAAGAAUGAUACGACUGUACCAUCACUGCUCCGUGAAAAAUACCACAUGUUUUUCGAUGAUUUACUUAAACGUUUAAAAGUCGAUAUAGCAAUUUUGGAUUUUAAUUAUACACGUCUCAAUAAAUAUAUAAGAAUGUUAGGUUAUGAACAUAUGCGUGUAUUCAAUCUUCGGCCACAUGAAAUUCAGCAAAUCGAUGAAAAAGAAUAUCCUAUUGCAUUGGAAUUCUUUUUACAAUUUGAUGUCAAUAUGUUCUAUAUGAAAACUUGUUCAUUUCGUCAUGCUCGACCACGUACCCUGAAUGAAGGUCUUUUUUGUUUACGGGAACCAGAAGCUCGAUAUGAACUUGCUGCAUGUGGUAAUUGUGGAUUAUGUUAUCCCAAAUAUGAUAUGAGAUAUCGAUCAAAAAAAAACAUUGUGGAAUUUAAUCAAGGUCAUCAACAUACAUUCAUUACUAAAUAUCAAUCGAUUUUAAAUUGUUCCGCAUCUUGUCAUACACAAAAUAUUAUUUAUGUAUUAACAUGUCCAUGUGGUCAAUUCGAGUAUAUUGGUACAACAGCGAAUAAACAUCGCGAACACGGUAAUCGAAUUAUGCAUGAAUUUUUGUUAGGACAAGAAAAUAUUCUUCGUGAUUUACCUCGAGGUAAAUCAAAAGAUAUCUUAGCAAAGGAUCGUAUGAAACUUUAUCAACAUUCGACACAAUGUUCUGUAGGAAUGCAAAUCUUUUUGGAUGCCAAUCCAGAAUAUUGGCGAUUUGUACCAAUGCCAUUCGAAGAAUCAGAAAGACUUGAACAGAAAAUGAUUCAACCAUUUAUUUUUUCUGACGAACUUACUUGGAAUAUACGAUCUAAAGAAGAUACAACAGUAUGUGUUGGAAGUGUUCCAAAACCACCACCAGGAUAUACUUUUUCAAAUCGACAAAUUCUUUUACAAACACAAUAUUUUCAUAAGACACGCGAUAGAACAUUGCCAAAUUGUGAUAUUGAUUUAUAUAAUGCAACAAUUGUUGCUGUUUUACCAGAGACAUGUACAGAAAUGUUUCGGUAUACCAUUGAAUCAUUGUUUAUAACUCAUGUUGCACCGAAUCUGAAUACCAUUGGUAAUGUUUUGAAUGAGAAUCGCAAUGUUGAUUACUAUCCUAUGAAUAAUCCGUGGUUAAUUCGACAGGAUCAAUGGUGUCAAGGUUUAUUGCGUCGACCUCAACCUAAAAGAACGACAUCAAAUGAAAUCAUUGGAAAGAAAUAA
Messenger RNA from Rotaria sp. Silwood1, 1449 nucleotides. NCBI's taxonomy places the organism in Eukaryota, Metazoa, Rotifera, Eurotatoria, Philodinida, Philodinidae. The record is from the annotation of a GenBank genome assembly.